AUGGGUGAUAUGGCCAACAGCACGGUGGAGUUUUACCCCAAGCGGGGUGGAGGAGGCGCAGAAGCCAACCAUGCUGGUGACUUCGGGGUGUCGUUGGAUGAGCUCCGGAACCUGAUGGAGCUGAGAGGAGCUGAAGCCUUGCAGAAAAUCCAGGAAAGCUUUACAGAUGUAGAAGGCCUAUGUCAGAGACUCAAGUCUUCCACAACUGAUGGUUUGUCAGAUAACCCAACAGAUCUGGAGAAGCGCAGACAGACAUUUGGACAAAACUUUAUUCCCCCGAAAAAGCCCAAGACCUUCCUUCAGUUGGUGUGGGAGGCAUUACAAGACGUGACCCUCAUCAUCCUGGAGUUGGCAGCCAUCAUCUCCCUAGCCCUGUCCUUCUAUCAGCCACCCGGAGAGGACAGUGAGGUCUGUGGGAAAGGUGCAGGAGGAGCCGAAGAUGAAGGCGAGGCGGAGGCCGGAUGGAUUGAAGGCGCAGCCAUCCUGUUAUCUGUCAUUUGUGUGGUGCUGGUGACGGCUUUCAAUGACUGGAGCAAAGAGAAACAGUUUCGGGGUCUGCAGAGCCGCAUAGAGCUGGAGCAGCGCUUUGCUGUGGUGCGCAAUGGAAACGUCAUUCAGAUCCCCGUCGCUGAGAUGGUGGUUGGGGACAUGGCGCAGGUCAAAUACGGUGACCUCUUACCUGCUGACGGGGUCUUGGUUCAGGGAAACGACCUAAAAAUUGAUGAAAGCUCUUUGACUGGUGAAUCAGACCAUGUGCGGAAGUCGGUUGAGAAGGACCCUAUGCUUCUCUCUGGUACUCAUGUGAUGGAGGGUUCGGGAAGGAUGCUGGUGACUGCGGUAGGAGUGAACUCUCAGAGCGGCAUCAUAUUCACUCUACUGGGAGCUGGAGAAGGAGAAGAGGAGAAGAAAGAGAAGAAAGGCAAGCAGCCAGAAGCAGCUGUGGAGACCAAUCAGAAUAAAGCCAAAAAGCAGGAUGGAGCCGUUGCGAUGGAGAUGCAGCCCCUGAAGAGCGCGGAGGGUGGAGAAGUGGAGGAGAGAGAGAAGAAGAAAGCCAACGUGCCCAAGAAGGAGAAAUCUGUACUGCAGGGCAAACUCACCAAACUGGCUGUACAGAUUGGCAAAGCAGGUCUUGUGAUGUCAGCCAUCACAGUUAUCAUCCUGGUGCUGUACUUUGUGAUUGACACGUUUGUAGUGGGUAACAUGACCUGGUUGCCCGAGUGUACGCCCAUCUACGUGCAGUAUUUUGUCAAAUUCUUUAUCAUCGGUGUGACUGUGCUGGUAGUGGCUGUGCCUGAGGGUCUUCCCCUCGCUGUUACCAUCUCUCUGGCCUAUUCGGUUAAGAAAAUGAUGAAGGACAAUAAUCUUGUGCGUCACUUGGAUGCCUGUGAGACAAUGGGCAAUGCCACUGCCAUCUGCUCCGACAAGACUGGCACCCUCACCACCAAUCGCAUGACUGUAGUGCAGUCUUACAUAAACGACCAGCACUUCCGAGAGAUCCCGGACCCCAGCCAGAUCAGCCCCAACACGCUUGAGAUGAUCGUCAAUGCCAUUUCUAUCAAUUGCGCCUAUACCUCCAAGAUCAUGCCACCAGAUGUGGAAGGUGGUCUGCCCAAGCAAGUUGGUAAUAAGACCGAAUGUGGUCUGCUGGGUUUCCUACUGGACUUGAAGAGAGACUACGCCCCUGUGAGAGAGCAGAUCCCAGAGGAGAAGCUCUACAAAGUCUACACUUUCAACUCAGUACGCAAGUCCAUGAGCACUGUGGUGCAGAUGCCGGAUGGAAGCUUCCGACUCUACAGCAAAGGAGCCUCUGAGAUCGUUUUGAAAAAAUGUUCCUCCAUACUUGGUACCAAUGGCGAAGCACGAAACUUUAGACCACGAGAUCGGGAUGAGAUGGUGAAGAAAGUGAUUGAGCCUAUGGCAUGCGAAGGCCUGCGAACAAUCUGCAUCGGUUAUCGUGAUCUUCCUGGCGACCCAGAGCCUGAGUGGGAGAAUGAAGCUGAAAUUGUCACUGAUCUGACCUGCAUUGCUGUCGUCGGGAUUGAGGAUCCUGUUCGACCAGAGGUCCCUGAUGCCAUUCGCAAGUGUCAGAGGGCAGGCAUCACUGUGCGCAUGGUCACCGGUGACAACAUCAACACGGCACGAGCCAUUGCUUCCAAGUGUGGCAUCAUUCAGCCUGGGGAUGACUUUCUGUGCCUGGAGGGUAAAGACUUCAACCGGAGAAUCAGAAAUGAGAAAGGAGAGAUUGAGCAGGAGAGGAUUGAUAAGAUUUGGCCCAAGCUUAGAGUUCUUGCACGUUCGUCCCCCACUGACAAACACACUCUUGUAAAAGGCAUCAUUGACAGCACUGUGUUGGAGCAGAGACAGGUGGUGGCCGUAACCGGCGAUGGGACCAAUGACGGACCGGCUCUCAAGAAGGCAGAUGUGGGCUUUGCUAUGGGUAUAGCAGGCACUGAUGUAGCGAAAGAAGCCUCUGACAUCAUCCUGACCGAUGAUAACUUCUCCAGCAUCGUGAAGGCUGUCAUGUGGGGGAGAAAUGUGUAUGACAGCAUCUCCAAGUUUCUGCAGUUUCAGCUUACUGUCAAUGUAGUGGCCGUCAUCGUAGCGUUCACCGGGGCCUGCAUUACACAGGACUCUCCACUAAAAGCAGUGCAGAUGUUGUGGGUCAAUCUGAUCAUGGACACGUUUGCGUCUUUGGCUCUUGCCACCGAGCCGCCCACUGAAGCCCUUCUCCUUAGAAAACCUUACGGCCGAAACAACCCCCUCAUCUCGCUUACAAUGAUGAAGAACAUCCUGGGUCAUGGAGUCUAUCAGCUCGUCAUCAUCUUCACCCUGCUGUUUGUCGGGGAGAAGAUCUUCAACAUUGACAGUGGUCGUUAUGCCCAAUUACACUCGCCCCCAUCUGAACACUACACCAUCAUCUUCAACACCUUUGUCCUGAUGCAGCUCUUCAACGAGAUCAACGCGCGCAAGAUUCAUGGUGAAAGGAACGUGUUCGACGGCAUCUUCGCAAACCCAAUCUUCUGCAGCAUUGUUCUAGGAACAUUCGGAGUGCAGGUUGUGAUUGUGCAGUUUGGAGGAAAGCCCUUCAGCUGUGCCCCUCUCAAUGUGGAGCAGUGGCUGUGGUGCCUCUUCGUGGGAGUUGGAGAACUGCUGUGGGGUCAGGUGAUCGCCACAGUGCCCACUAGUCACCUGAAGUGUCUGAAGGAAGCGGGCCACGGGCCAGGCACAGACGAGAUGACGGAGGACGAGCUGGCUGAGGAUGAAGAGGAGAUUGACCACGCUGAGAGAGAGCUGCGCAGGGGGCAGAUCCUCUGGUUUAGAGGCCUUAACCGUAUCCAGACUCAGAUGGAGGUAGUGAGUACGUUCAAGAGAAGUGGUUCGUUUCAGGGUGCAGUGAGACGUCGCUCCUCAGUGCUCAGCCAGCUCCAUGACGUAACCAAUAUUUCUACCCCCACUCAUGUAGUUCUCUCCACUGCCAAUGCAAGCGCCGCUCCUGGGAAUGCGGGUAGUGAAAGCGUUCCGUAGCUCCCUUUAUGACGGAAUCGAGAAACCCGCGUCCCGGAAUUCCAUCCACAACUUCAUGGCGCACCCUGAGUUUCUCAUCAACGACUACAUUCACAACAUCCCGCUGAUCGACGACACCGACAUUGACGAAGAAUCAGAGUGGUCAAGGCACAACCACCAGUUGCAUCCGGCCUUCCGAAAGCCCCCUCCUCCUCCAGUCCAGCAACCGCAGCGCUCCCGCCCUCCGCCCCGUCCCUACCGCCAGUACAGCCUCCCUGCCACACCAAACCGAAACAACAACGCCAUCGAGAGCACCGUCUACCACCUGAACCUCCCCACAGGCCCCGAAGGCCACUGGACAUCCCCGCCCCAAAAGCUAAAUCCCCUCCUCGCCCUGGAGACCUCACUAUGACUGAGGGACGAGACCCUAAAAACUUUGAGGAUCUGUGUGGAUCAGGCUGAUGGGGGAGGCUCCUAAGGACAUAUUUUAGGUGGUUGACCCCCAACACUAUGACAGGGUCAUCUCAUUACAAUCAUCUGCCCACUACCACCACCAUCCACCGGAAGCACUAUCACUCCUCUUGUCUCGACAACAGCCCCACAGACACCUCUCUUCUCACCGUGUGGAGAGGAGGUCAGUCUGCUGUGUGUCUGUGGUUCCUUUGGACGGACCUGAGUAGGUGAGGGAUCCAGAUCUGAUGGAUUUUAGUGCUGGUGACUUUUGACUUCUCCGAAUGCAAAGGAAUUCGUUCCCUACGUGUGGAGUAGGGGUCCAUUCACUUUACUUUUAUCGGUGUUACUGAACUCGAUAUUAUGAUUACUAUCAUUUUUGACUUCUACUAUAGCCACCUUCAUCAUGAGUGCUCGGAUUUCAUUACGAUAUCACAGAAUACUACUUUUAUUACUCUGAGUAAUGCUUUAUGGAUUAGCUUUAAAACAUGUUUGUUUAUUUAUUUAUUUAUGUGCUCAUUUAUUUAUUGUGAUCACCAACUUUUAUUUUUCAAUGUCUGUUUCUCUCUCUAAGUGUCUGUGUGUGUGUGUGUGUGUUGUAUCUGUCUUAAAAGCAUAACAAGC
Messenger RNA from Danio rerio (zebrafish), 4578 nucleotides. It is a transcript of the gene atp2b3b, whose product is annotated as ATPase plasma membrane Ca2+ transporting 3b. Gene Ontology annotation, cellular component: plasma membrane; membrane. Lineage: Eukaryota; Metazoa; Chordata; Actinopteri; Cypriniformes; Danionidae. Gene Ontology annotation, biological process: calcium ion transmembrane transport. Gene Ontology annotation, molecular function: P-type calcium transporter activity; nucleotide binding; ATP binding. The record is from RefSeq and is marked provisional.